This is a messenger RNA of Salvelinus sp. IW2-2015, 953 nucleotides long. The record is from RefSeq and is a predicted model, not a curated record. Lineage: Eukaryota; Metazoa; Chordata; Actinopteri; Salmoniformes; Salmonidae.
CGCCGCCGUCUGGUUCGCAACAAGUAGGCUACAUUCCUUGGUCUGCAAAUGUUGCGCGGAAUGACAGCGUCUCUGCGCGUAAUGAUACAGUCCGUGGUGUCUCAGGCUAUAGUGGAUGAUGGCCAAACUGUUCCGAGCUGUGAUCAUGGGUCCACCAGGUUCUGGGAAGGGGACCAUAUCUGAAAGAAUUGCGCAGAGCUUUGGCCUCAAACAUCUGUCCAGUGGCGACUUUCUUCGGGAGAAUAUAGCUGCAAAUACAGAGGCCGGUGUUCUAGCUAAGACCUACAUAGAGAGGGGUCUGAUGGUGCCGGACCAUGUGAUGACACCCUUACUGCCCAGGCUGGAGGAGAUGACCCGCCACAGCUGGCUGAUGGAUGGGUUUCCCUGUACCCUAGCCCAGGCCAAGGCUCUGAACAGUACCUGUGAUCUGGAUCUGGUCAUCAGCCUCAACAUCCCUUAUGAGACCCUGAAGGACCGACUGAGUGACCGCUGGAUCCACCCAGCCAGCGGCAGGGUCUACAACAUGGGCUUCAACCCUCCACACGUACAGGGCAGGGAUGACCUCAGCGGAGAGCCUCUGAUCCAGCAUGAUAAUGACCAACCAGAGGCUCUAGUGGCCAGACUGAGGCACUACAAGGACGUGGCCAAGCCAGUCAUAGACCUGUACAAGUCAAAGGGCAUCCUGCACAUGUUCUCUGGCACAGAGACCGACAGGAUCUGGCCUUACAUCAACUCUCUUCUCAGCACUAAGAUCCCUAGCAGACCUGAGACAGACACACAGCACAUCCCACUGCCCUGAGCAGAGCAGAGGUGACACAGUAGAAGUGCAGGCCGUGCACAGGAGCUGUUAGGAGCCCCUUUAGCUUGGCAGUUGCUACCAAAACAUGUCUGCAAAUACAAUCUUAUGCACUACAUACAGUUGAAGUCGGAAGUUUACAUACACUUAGGUUGGA